AUGUCUGAUAAGCUUGAAGAUGUUCCAAUCGAAGUUUCCAAGGUCUUUGAUACAAUUUUGGUGUUGGACUUUGGUUCUCAGUAUUCACAUUUGAUAACUCGUCGUUUGAGAGAGUUCCAAGUUUAUGCGGAGAUGUUACCAUGCACCCAAAAGAUCUCGGAAUUGUCAUGGAAACCGAAAGGUAUUAUUUUAUCCGGUGGCCCUUACUCAGUUUAUGCAGAAGAUGCUCCUCAUGUUGACCACGACAUUUUCAAGUUGGGGGUUCCAAUUUUGGGGAUAUGUUACGGUAUGCAAGAAUUAGCAUGGAUUAAUGGGAAAGGUGUUGCAAGAGGAGAUAAAAGAGAAUAUGGACCAGCUACUUUAGAAGUCAAAAAUCAACAGUGUGCGUUGUUUAAGGAUGUUGAUCAUUCACAAGUGUGGAUGUCUCAUGGUGAUAAGUUACACGCAUUGCCAACUGGAUUUGAAGUUGUUGCCACAUCAGACAAUUCCCCCUUUUGUGCAAUUGCCAAUGAAAAGGAAAAAAUCUUUGGUAUUCAGUUUCACCCAGAAGUUACUCAUACACUACAAGGAAAGCAGUUAUUGAGAAAUUUUGCAGUUGACAUUUGCCAAGCAAAGACAAAUUGGAGUAUGGAGAAUUUCAUAGACACUGAAAUAGCCAGAAUUAGAAAACUCGUGGGUCCUACAGCUGAAGUUAUCGGUGCAGUUUCUGGUGGUGUUGACUCCACUGUUGGAGCAAAAAUCAUGAAGGAAGCUAUUGGUGAUAGAUUCCACGCCAUCUAUGUUGACAAUGGGUUGAUGAGGUUGAAUGAGACGGAAAGUGUCAAAAAGACCUUGGAUGAUGGAUUAGGUAUCAAUUUGACAGUUGUUGAUGCUGGUGAGUUGUUCCUUGGCAGAUUAAAGGGGGUAACAGAUCCAGAAAAGAAGAGGAAAAUUAUUGGAAACACCUUUAUCCAUGUUUUUGAAGAUGAAGCUGCAAAGAUCAAACCACAUGAUGGCUCUGAAGUUGAGUAUCUUUUACAAGGGACAUUAUAUCCCGAUGUCAUUGAGUCAAUCUCUUUCAAAGGUCCAUCACAAACAAUCAAGACCCAUCACAAUGUUGGUGGAUUGUUAGAGAAUAUGAAAUUGAAAUUGAUUGAGCCAUUAAGAGAAUUAUUCAAAGAUGAAGUGCGUCACUUGGGUGAACUUUUGGGAGUUCCUCAAGAUUUGGUAUGGAGACAUCCUUUCCCUGGACCAGGAUUGGCCAUUAGAGUUCUUGGUGAAGUGACCGAGGCACAGUGCAAGAUUGCUCGUGAGGCCGACGCCAUUUUUAUCGAAGAGAUCAAAAAAGCAGGCUUGUACAGACAAAUCUCACAAGCUUUUGCUGCUUUGUUACCAGUGAAGUCUGUUGGUGUGAUGGGUGACCAAAGAACCUAUGAUCAAGUUAUAGCAUUGAGGGCAAUUGAAACUGUUGAUUUCAUGACUGCUGACUGGUUUGUUUUCGACGCUGCGUUCUUAAAGAAAACAGCUUCCAGAAUUGUUAAUGAAGUAGAUGGCGUUGCACGUGUCACCUACGAUAUCACUUCAAAGCCGCCUGCAACAGUUGAAUGGGAGUAA
Lodderomyces oxycetoniae is the source of this 1593-nucleotide messenger RNA. RefSeq names its product GMP synthase (glutamine-hydrolyzing) (gene GUA1). Lineage: Eukaryota; Fungi; Ascomycota; Pichiomycetes; Serinales; Debaryomycetaceae. The record is from RefSeq and is a predicted model, not a curated record. Gene Ontology annotation, cellular component: cytosol. Gene Ontology annotation, molecular function: GMP synthase (glutamine-hydrolyzing) activity; GMP synthase activity; ATP binding. Bases 1 to 1593 code for a protein of 530 amino acids. Gene Ontology annotation, biological process: GMP biosynthetic process. The transcript has a single exon.